AUGAAGGACCUAGGGGAAUUAAAAUUCUUCUUAGGCAUUGAGUUUUCUAGAUCAGAUAAGGGCAUCCUAAUGACACAGAGGAAAUAUGCUUUGGAGCUGCUGUCUGCAACUGGACUAGGAGGAGCAAAGCCAGUUCAUACACCUUUGGAGCUGAACAAAAGACUCACAUCAAUUCAAUAUGAUGAGCAUGUGAAUGGUUCAAGUCCUGACCAUGAUAAACCACUUGCUAAUCCUGAAAUGUAUCAAAAGUUGGUAGGAAAGCUUCUCUAUCUGACUAUGACUAGGCCGGAUCUUGCUUUUACUGCACAAGUUCUUAGCCAGUUCAUGCAUUGUCCUAAGGAGUCACAUAUGGAGGCAACAUUAAGAGCAGUAAAAUACAUCAAAGAAACACCUGGUCUAGGAUUACUAAUGCCAGCAGAACAAACUACACAACUAACAACUUACUGCGACUCUGACUGGGGGGCAUGUCUUGAAACAAGAAAAUCAGUUACAGGGUAUUUAGUGAAGUUUGGAGGAGGAUUAAUAUCAUGGAAGUCUAAGAAGCAAGGGACUGUGUCAAGAAGCUCAGCUGAGGUAGAAUUCAGGAGCAUGGCCACAUGUGCAGCUGAAAUAACCUGGUUGAUAGGCUUAUACAAAGAGUUGGGAGUCAAUAUAACAGUACCAGUAAAAAUGUUCCUUACUACCCCAAAAAAAGCAAAGAGGAAUACAAUUGUGCGUUGUGAAAUAGAGAGUUCAUACAUGUUGCCCAUUAUUUGCAAAAACAACAAAUUAGCUCUACUUCGUGAGAAUCGUCAGCGUUUAGAUCACCGGAAGGAUGAUGGAAAUGAACAUCAAAUCCCAAUUGCCAUGACUAAUGCUAAAUCUGUGAUGCCACUGCAGAGCUUGUUUAUGCUGAAAGAACAACGAGAAUAUACUUAA
Molecule: messenger RNA, 918 nt
Organism: Solanum verrucosum
Lineage: Eukaryota; Viridiplantae; Streptophyta; Magnoliopsida; Solanales; Solanaceae
Exons: 2
Coding region: 1-918 (305 amino acids)
Source: RefSeq, a predicted model, not a curated record